Zalophus californianus (California sea lion) is the source of this 927-nucleotide messenger RNA. Its product is annotated as protein LEG1 homolog. The transcript has 6 exons. The record is from RefSeq and is a predicted model, not a curated record. Bases 1 to 927 code for a protein of 308 amino acids. NCBI's taxonomy places the organism in Eukaryota, Metazoa, Chordata, Mammalia, Carnivora, Otariidae.
AUGACUUUCCAUCUUUCCUGGGCCUGUGUAAUAAUUUGUUGUAUUUUUGCUUCUUUAGCAAAAACAUUCAAUAUCUCAGAUAUGUAUCCCCCUCUGUGGAAAAAGAGUCCUGGUCAGUUCAGUGACUACAAGAUAGAAAAUGGGAAGUACAUCAUUAACUUCUGGCAUUACCCUGAGAGACUGGGGAUGUAUAAAAUCCUACUGAACAAGACAGCCAAGUAUUUUGCAAAAUUUUCACCAGAAAAUGAACAAAAUAUUUUAUGGGGACUGCCUAUACAUCAUGGAUGGCAAUAUCAUACAGGCAGAUUAGCUGAUCCCACCCAAAGUACAGAUUGUGGCCUUAAGUCUGGGGAUCAUCUCUGUAUCUCUGUGGACAGUUGGUGGGCUGACCUUAAUUAUUAUCUCUCUGCAAUGCCCUUCCUUGCUGCAAUCGAUUCUGGCAUAAUGGGGAUAUCAUCAGAUAAUGUCACCUUUCUGCCACCAUCCAAGGAUCAGAUGAAUUUUUGUUACAGUGUUUCUAACUGCCAAUCAUCAUUUCCAGAAGCAAUGAAAAAGUGGAAUGAAUUUUACCAGCACAUAAAGUCACAUUCUAGUAGCUUUGAUGACCUGUUGGAGUACUUAUGGGCUGCACAUGUCUCAUCUUUGGAGGUUGCUCAUAAAAAUUUUCAAAAUAGAUUAAAAUAUUAUUCUAAACAAGAAGCUGAUUUUGCAAGAAGCUGGGCUUUAUUUGUGGAUUAUUUAGCUCCACCAUGCUUUCCUACAACCUUAAUUAGAACAUAUGAAUUCCAGAAGGAGCUUCCAAGACGAAUGCUUGUUAGUGGAGAUAAAGUUCCCUUCAUCAGUGACUUUAGUGGCUUUCAGAACAUAAUGCUGUUUGCUCUAAAUCUUCUCCACAAAGUGCAUACGUAUACAGAUUCAGUUGAAUAA